UUGUUUAUUUACAAGCAGAAUCAUCCACUAUAGCCUUUAUUCAUAGACUAAAGUUUCUAACAGAAGGAAACCUGAGAAUGUCUUGGUUCCUUGUAAUACUGUUUCUCAGUCUCACAUUUGGUACACAUUCUCAGGCUAUCCAGGACAAGAAGCUUCCUUCUGCUGUUGUGGUUGGCACUGUUUACUGUGACACAUGUUUCCAACAGGAUUUCUCCAUGGGCAGCCAUUUCAUUUCAGGUGCAUCAGUUGCUGUAGAAUGCAAAGAUGGAUAUGGGAGCUCAAAAUCAAGAUUCAGGAAAGAAGUGAAGACAGAUGAACAUGGGGAAUUCAAGGUGCAGUUACCUUUCUCAGUGAGUAAACAUGUGAAAAGAAUAAAGGGGUGCACUGUGACAUUAUUAAGUAGCAGUGAGCCUUAUUGUGCUGUGGCCUCAGCGGCAACUUCUUCUUCAAUAAGGCUCAAGUCCAAAAAGCAAGGAUUACACAUAUUCUCAGCUGGGUUUUUCUCAUUCAAGCCUCUUAAACAGCCAAAUCUUUGUAACCAAAAACCUAGCAUUCAAAACAUCAAGGGCCUUGGUUCUGUGAAAACUUUAUUUCCUCAAAAAGUAGAUCCAUCAUUUCCUCCUCCACUUAAGGAUCCAAACUCACCUGGUGGCCUCCUUCCUACUCUUUCUCCCCUUCCUGGAUUACCUAGCCUUCCACCAAUGCCAACACUCCCUCCUCUACCACCCCUUCCAGGAUUAACAGCACCAUGGUCACCACCAGUCCCUGCAACAAGAAUUACUAAUGAAUCCCCAAAUGUUGAGCCUUCAGAUCAGAAAGUAGCUGACCCUGAAAACUUCAUCUUUCCUCCUAACCCACUGUUUCCACCACCCAUUGUUCCCAACCCACUUCAACCACCUCCAUUAGUCCGCUCAUCACCUAUUGUUCCUAACCCAUUUCAGCCAACAAAUCCAACACCAUUCAUCCCUAACCCAUUACUGCCUCCCCCAUCAGGAUCAUCACCACUGUUACCUUUCCCACCACAAGUACCAGGUUUAACUCCAUCUCCAUCUCCAUCCUCACCAUCACCAACCUCUCCAUUUCCUUUCCUCCCAUUGCUCCCUCCACCUAGCAGCCCUGGCACACCCCCUGCUAAGUCUUCAAAGAAUGCUUCUCCUUAA
This is a messenger RNA of Abrus precatorius (Indian licorice), 1160 nucleotides long. RefSeq names its product vegetative cell wall protein gp1-like. The transcript is spliced from 3 exons. Lineage: Eukaryota; Viridiplantae; Streptophyta; Magnoliopsida; Fabales; Fabaceae. The coding region runs from base 78 to 1160 and encodes 360 amino acids. The record is from RefSeq and is a predicted model, not a curated record.